AUGCUCUAUCGAAAUUCAAUCUUUUACAAACAGGCCUUCCACAGGGAGCUGGAUCCAAUCUUUUACAAACAGGCCUUCCACAGGGAGCUGUCCCAGCCUUACAAACAGGCCUUCCACAGGGAGCUGUCACAAGCUGCAAUACAGGCCUUCCACAGGGAGCUGUCACAAGCUGCACUCUUUUUUCCACAGGGAGCUGUCACAACCUGCACUCUUUUCAAUGUUGACAGGGAGCUGUCACAAGCUGCACUCUUUUCAAUGUCUUCAUCGAUAGUACAGACAGUCACUGGCAUCAAGUGCUUACUUUAUGCAUAUGAUCUUAUUUUAUGGUAUUCCGACCCCAAGAAAAACGCCCAGGAGAGGAUGGAAAGUGCUCUUAAUAGUGCACUUAAACUCUUAGCCAACUGGUGUGACAACAAUAGAACGGUUAUCAACACCGCGAAAACUGCAUGCCAAACAUUUACUUUGGCCCGUCACAGCAUAAACCCGCAUAUAAGGGGCAAGGAUACUACCCUAGAAAAACCAAAGUGUUCACUUAUCUCGAAAUGA
Molecule: messenger RNA, 546 nt
Organism: Rodentolepis nana
Lineage: Eukaryota; Metazoa; Platyhelminthes; Cestoda; Cyclophyllidea; Hymenolepididae
Source: the annotation of a GenBank genome assembly